Aspergillus niger is the source of this 448-nucleotide messenger RNA. RefSeq lists its product as uncharacterized. Gene Ontology annotation, cellular component: cytosol. The annotation marks the transcript as partial. Lineage: Eukaryota; Fungi; Ascomycota; Eurotiomycetes; Eurotiales; Aspergillaceae. Gene Ontology annotation, biological process: glutathione metabolic process. The record is from RefSeq and is a predicted model, not a curated record. The transcript has a single exon. Gene Ontology annotation, molecular function: 5-oxoprolinase (ATP-hydrolyzing) activity.
AUGCCCGGGUCAGACAAGAUCACCAUCUCCAUCGAUCGCGGUGGUACCUUCACUGACGUCCACGCCGUGGUCCCGGGUCGCCCCGACAUCAUCCUCAAACUGCUCUCCGUCGACCCUGGUCACUACCAAGAUGCUCCGACGGAGGGAAUUCGCCAGAUUCUUGAGCUCGUCACGGGCGAGCCACACCCGCGAGGCCAGCCGUUGAAACUCGAUCGCAUUGGAAGCUUACGUAUGGGAACCACAGUCGCUACAAAUGCGCUGCUGGAGCGUAAGGGAGCGCGGUCCGUGCUCCUCACCACCAAAGGCUUCCGUGACCUGCUGAAAAUUGGCGACCAAUCACGACCAAAUAUCUUCGAUCUCUCAAUGGCUAGACCCGGAGUAUUGCCUGAGCAAGUGGUGGAAAUUAAUGAGCGUGUCGUACCAUGCCACCCCCUCGCCGACAAAGAUU